Messenger RNA from Sus scrofa (pig), 5321 nucleotides. It is a transcript of the gene SETDB1, whose product is annotated as SET domain bifurcated histone lysine methyltransferase 1. Lineage: Eukaryota; Metazoa; Chordata; Mammalia; Artiodactyla; Suidae. Gene Ontology annotation, molecular function: zinc ion binding; DNA binding; protein binding. Gene Ontology annotation, biological process: negative regulation of gene expression; heterochromatin organization. The record is from RefSeq and is a predicted model, not a curated record. Gene Ontology annotation, cellular component: nucleus.
CCCUUCCCUCCCUCACGCUUCUUCCCCUCCCCCUGCUCCCUUUUCCCUUCGGUUUCGUUCUUUCCUACCGAGGCCGACCCCUGAAUCGUGGGGUCUGGUCGGUGAGAAAGAGCCAUCGUAGCUGGAAGCAGGGAGGUGUGGGAAACACUGUUAAUUGAGAGGACAACAGUAUGUCCUCCCUCCCUGGGUGCAUUGGUUUGGAUGCAGCAGCAGCUGCAAUGGAGUCUGAAGAAAUUGCAGAGCUGCAACAGGCAGUCGUUGAGGAACUGGGUAUCUCUAUGGAAGAACUUCGACAGUUCAUUGAUGAAGAAUUGGAAAAGAUGGACUGUGUACAGCAGCGCAAGAAGCAACUAGCAGAGUUGGAGACUUGGGUAAUACAGAAGGAAUCCGAGGUGGCCCAUGUUGACCAGCUCUUUGAUGAUGCAUCCAAGGCAGUGACUAAUUGUGAGUCUUUGGUGAAGGACUUUUAUUCUAAACUGGGACUACAAUACCGAGACAGUAGCUCUGAGGAUGAAGCUUCCCGGCCUACAGAAAUAAUUGAGAUUCCUGAUGAAGAUGAUGAUGUCCUCAGUAUUGAUUCAGGGGAUGCUGGGAGCAGAACUCCAAAAGAUCAGAAGCUUCGUGAAGCUAUGGCUGCCUUAAGAAAGUCGGCUCAAGAUGUCCAGAAGUUCAUGGAUGCCGUCAACAAGAAGAGCAGUUCCCAGGAUCUUCACAAAGGAACCUUGAGUCAGAUGACUGGAGAGUUGACCAAAGAUGGUGACCUGACAGUCGGCAUGCGCAUACUGGGCAAGAAGAGAACUAAGACAUGGCACAAAGGCACCCUUAUUGCCAUCCAGACAGUUGGGCCAGGAAAGAAGUACAAGGUGAAAUUUGACAACAAAGGAAAGAGUCUACUGUCAGGGAACCAUAUUGCCUAUGACCACCACCCUCCUGUUGACAAGCUGUAUGUGGGCAGUCGAGUAGUGGCCAAAUACAAAGAUGGGAAUCAGGUCUGGCUCUAUGCUGGCAUUGUAGCUGAGACACCAAACGUCAAAAACAAGAACAGGUUUCUCAUUUUCUUUGAUGAUGGCUACGCUUCCUAUGUUACCGAGUCUGAACUGUAUCCCAUUUGCCGGCCACUGAAAAAGACUUGGGAGGACAUAGAAGACAUCUCCUGCCGAGACUUCAUAGAGGAGUAUAUCACUGCUUACCCCAACCGCCCCAUGGUGCUGCUCAAGAGUGGCCAGCUCAUCAAGACUGAGUGGGAAGGCACAUGGUGGAAGUCCCGAGUCGAGGAGGUGGACGGCAGCCUAGUCAGGAUCCUCUUCCUGGAUGACAAAAGGUGUGAAUGGAUCUAUCGAGGCUCUACACGGCUGGAGCCCAUGUUCAGCAUGAAGACAUCUUCAGCCUCUGCACUGGAGAAGAAGCAAGGGGGACAGCUCAGGACACGUCCAAAUAUGGGUGCUGUGAGGAGCAAAGGUCCUGUGGUCCAGUAUACUCAGGAUCUGACCAGUACUGGAACCCAGUUUAAGCCACUGGAGCCCCCACAGCCUACAGCCUCACCUGUCCCACCUGCCCCCGCCCCACCAGGUCCACCUCUGUCCCCACAGGCAGGUGACAAUGACUUGGAAAGCCAGCUUGCCCAAUCUCGAAAGCAGGUAGCCAAAAAAAGCACAUCCUUCCGACCAGGAUCUGUGGGCUCUGGUCAUUCCUCCCCUACAUCCCCUGCACUCAGUGAAACUGCCCCUGUUGGGAAACCAGGGAUCAAUCAGACAUAUAGAUCACCUUUAGGCUCAACAACCUCUGCCCCAACACCCCCAGCUCCCCCGGCACCCCCAGCCUUCCAUGGCAUGCUGGAGCGGGCCCCUGCAGAGCCCUCCUACCGCGCCCCCAUGGAGAAGCUUUUCUACUUACCUCACGUGUGCAGCUAUACUUGUCUGUCUCGAGUCAGACCUAUGAGAAAUGAGCAGUAUCGGGGCAAGAACCCUCUCCUAGUCCCACUACUGUAUGACUUCCGGAGGAUGACAGCCCGGCGCCGAGUUAACCGGAAGAUGGGCUUUCAUGUUAUCUAUAAGACACCCUGUGGCCUCUGCCUUCGGACAAUGCAGGAAAUUGAGCGCUACCUUUUUGAGACUGGCUGUGACUUCCUCUUCCUGGAGAUGUUCUGUUUGGAUCCAUAUGUUCUUGUGGACCGAAAGUUUCAGCCCUAUAAGCCUUUUUACUAUAUUUUGGACAUCACCUAUGGGAAGGAAGAUGUUCCCCUCUCCUGUGUCAAUGAGAUUGACACAACUCCCCCACCCCAAGUGGCCUACAGCAAGGAACGAAUCCCGGGCAAGGGUGUUUUCAUUAACACAGGUCCUGAAUUUCUGGUUGGCUGUGACUGCAAAGAUGGGUGCCGCGACAAAUCCAAGUGUGCCUGCCAUCAGCUAACUAUCCAGGCUACAGCCUGCACCCCAGGUGGCCAAAUCAACCCUAAUUCUGGCUACCAGUACAAGAGACUAGAAGAGUGUCUGCCCACAGGAGUUUAUGAGUGUAACAAACGCUGCAAAUGUGAUCCAAACAUGUGCACAAACCGGUUGGUGCAACAUGGACUGCAGGUUCGGCUGCAGCUCUUCAAGACCCAGAACAAGGGCUGGGGUAUCCGCUGCUUGGAUGACAUUGCCAAAGGCUCCUUUGUCUGUAUUUAUGCAGGCAAAAUCCUGACAGAUGACUUUGCUGACAAGGAGGGCCUGGAAAUGGGUGAUGAGUACUUUGCCAAUCUGGACCAUAUUGAGAGUGUGGAGAACUUCAAGGAAGGAUAUGAGAGUGAUGCCCCCUGUUCCUCUGACAGCAGUGGUGUAGACUUGAAGGAUCAGGAAGAUGGCAACAGCGGUACCGAGGACCCGGAAGAGUCCAACGACGAUAGCUCGGAUGAUAACUUCUGUAAGGAUGAGGACUUCAGCACCAGCUCAGUGUGGCGAAGCUAUGCUACCCGGCGGCAGACCCGGGGCCAGAAGGAGAAUGGAUUAUCUGAGAUGCCGUCCAAGGACUCUCGUCCCCCAGACCUCGGGCCACCACAUAUUCCUGUCUCCCCAUCAAUCCCUGUAGGUAGCUGCAAUCCACCUUCUUCUGAAGAGACACCCAAGAACAAGGUGGCUUCGUGGUUGAGCUGCAAUAGUGUCAAUGAAGGUGGCUUUGCUGACUCUGAUAGCCGUUCAUCCUUCAAGACUAGUGAAGGUGGAGAAGGCCGGGCUGGGGGAAGCAGAGGGGAGGCUGAGAAGGCUUCCAGCUCAGGGCUGGGCUUCAAGGAUGAGGGAGACAUCAAGCAGGCCAAGAAAGAGGACCCUGAUGACCGAAGCAAGAUGUCAAUAGUUACUGAAAGCUCUCGAAAUUAUGGUUACAAUCCUUCUCCUGUGAAGAUUGAAGGACUUCGCCGCCCACCAAGUAAGACUAGUAUGCAUCAGAGCCGACGACUCUUGGCCUUUGCUCAGUCGAACCCUGAUGAUAUCCUGACACUGUCCAGCAGCACAGAAAGUGAGGGGGAAAGUGGGACCAGCCGAAAGCCCACUGCUGGUCAGACUUCAGCCACAGCCGUUGACAGUGAUGAUAUCCAGACCAUCUCGUCUGGCUCUGAAGGGGAUGACUUUGAGGACAAGAAGAACAUGUCUGGUCCAGUGAAGCGCCAAGUGGCAGUUAAAUCAACCCGGGGUUUUGCUCUCAAAUCAACCCAUGGGAUUGCCAUUAAAUCAACCAACAUGGCAUCCGUGGAAAAGGGGGAGAGCGCGCCUGUUCGUAAGAACACACGCCAGUUCUACGAUGGUGAGGAGUCUUGCUACAUCAUCGACGCCAAGCUUGAAGGCAACCUGGGCCGCUACCUCAAUCACAGUUGCAGCCCCAACCUGUUUGUCCAGAAUGUCUUCGUGGAUACUCAUGAUCUUCGCUUCCCAUGGGUGGCCUUCUUUGCCAGCAAGAGAAUUCGAGCUGGGACAGAACUUACCUGGGACUACAACUAUGAGGUGGGCAGUGUGGAAGGCAAGGAGCUGCUUUGCUGCUGUGGAGCCAUCGAAUGCAGAGGCCGUCUUCUCUAAAGGACAGCCUUCUUCCUAACCUUCUGAACUCUUCCUGAAUUGCCCUUUCCUCAGGAACUGGGUCUUCCUGACUAUUGAAUUCUAACCCCCCAAGUCUCCAGUCUAGCAACUCUCCCAGCUCCUAAUAGAUAGAAAUGGGGGUUCUGGAUCAGGAGAUCCCUUCCAAUGUGGUGCUAGCAGGCAGGGGCCCUCCUCCACCUCCUAAGACACUAGAGGUGGGAGAGGUUACCAUUCUAACCUGGGCCUGACAUUCUCCUGUUGCUCAUCCCUCCUACCCUACGUUGGUUUGAGUGUUCAUGCUUCUAACAGACUUUAUUCCUGGAAUGAGGACUGUGUAUUUUACAGUCCCUGGUUUGUAUUGUUUCUUGGAAGUCUUUUAACAAGAUGAUAAAACUAAGAUUAUAAUUUGAUUUCUCUCUCUCAUCUCUCAAUUCUGGGUCUUUAGAUGAGCGAUUAUCUCCCCCCAUCCUUCCCAGUGGGCAGCUGUCAUUAAUCUUGACCUUUCUCUAUUUUUGCUUUUUCUCAUUUGCCAUGUAAAAUUUUAAAAAGAAAAUGUUACAUAACCAUGAUGAAGGCAUGAGGAAGACUACCUUAGUUUAUUUAGUUGAUCGCUCUUCUCUCAAUUCUUAAUAGUCUCAAACACUUGUUGCCAUGUUUCACUUAAUCUUUAAUAUAUUUUAAUUAAAAAAAACCAUUAACAGUACAUUUUGGUCUGAAGUGGUCCCUCUGCUGAAAUGCCAGGUGCUAGCUGUAAUUCUGGCUUUAAAACCAAAAACCCCAAAUGUUUAAUAAAUAAAAAUUAGAACUAGUUGCCAUUCUACUCCAAACCGGCUAGCCUAGGGAAAGAGGCCAGAGAAAGGAGGCAUUAGGAUCUUGGACCUGUGACUAUGGGGACAGCUGGCAGAGAAGUAACAGAAGACUUGUCUGAGCAGUCCCCAGUGUGGCCCCCACUUUUUGGCAGAGGUAGGAUAUGGGUCACAUGCACCCCUCCUACACUCAGUUCAUUUGUUUCUUAGGAGGGAAAAAGUGAAAGCUCAGCUUUGGUUUCUGGUCCAAGUUGGGGAGCUUAGAAGGUGAGCCUUGGUCCAACUUUGGCAGAAUGAGGCCCACAGGUGGGACAGUAAGGCACGACCCUGGCUUUAGAGGUCAGGGAGUCAAAGGCAGACAGCUAGGGCCAAAUUCUGAAGUUAUUGGAAUGUGAGUUGUAGCCUCCCGACCCCCAGAGCGCAGGAAAGGUCUCGAAAGUAAUAGAAAGGACAACUUGGAAAACAGAGA